Molecule: messenger RNA, 756 nt
Organism: Symbiodinium sp. CCMP2456
Lineage: Eukaryota; Dinophyceae; Suessiales; Symbiodiniaceae
Source: the annotation of a GenBank genome assembly
AUGGAUCUUCUGGACAAGGAUGGUGACUGCAUACACUUCAUUAUUGAUGCCCAUGGCAAGCUGAAACAGUAUGUGAAUGGCCAACUGGAGAUCGAGGAUGUGAGGUGGCUGCAGUACAGCGCAGCUGGCGGCAUCACCGAUGCAAAGGGAGUCUUCGAACUUCAGCAAGACCAGGUUGAGAAGGCGCUUGGGCUCCAUGCCUUGGCCAUGCGUGCCGGCAUCGAAUGGCGUGGCGAACGGCCUCCGCCAGCGCAGAAACUGCUGGUCACAGACACCGAUGGAGACAGGCUGGAGUUCGUCUUGAACGACGGCAAGCUUCAGGAAUUCAACAACGGAGAGGUGGAGCUUAUGGAAGUCACGACCAUGUGCUUUAAAUUUGCUGAUGGUUCCAUCACUGAUGACACAGGAGUGUUCACCUUACCGCCCCGGGAAUGCAUGCAGAAAGCCGCCGCCCUGUACUCUUUGGCCCUCGAGGCUGGCAUCAGAUGGACCGGCGACAUCCCGCUGCAGGUCUCCGCACAGCCGCUUGGAAGCGAACCCAAGGUUCUUGACAUCGAGAACUGUGCGGGAGACAUUUUGGCAGCGCCAGGGGUUGCUGAGGCAUGUCCAUCGCCGAGGCAACUGCCGAGCAUCUGUUUCUUCUACCGGGUAUGUUGUCACGAAGUUUUGGGGCAGGGCAGGCUGGAAACCCGGAGAAGUGCACGACGUGCACCGAGGACUGGGAGUACGAGUGCCCCAAGCUUUGGGAGAGCUUGA